Spodoptera litura is the source of this 1745-nucleotide messenger RNA. RefSeq names its product SAGA-associated factor 29 (gene Sgf29). Lineage: Eukaryota; Metazoa; Arthropoda; Insecta; Lepidoptera; Noctuidae. The record is from RefSeq and is a predicted model, not a curated record. Gene Ontology annotation, cellular component: SAGA complex.
UCAUGUCAAUGUCAUGUUUUCAGCCUGACUUAGUGACUUUGUUUACGAUUUACGGAUUUACGUGAAUAUUGUAAAUAAAAAACUAUUUAAAUGUGAAUAUUCAAAGAUAUUUAACAAAUUAAAAUUACUAUUUUAGUUUUGUAAUAUUUUAUUUGAAACUGCCGUCAAAAGGGUUUUUAGCCUAUAGGUACAUCAACAACAAUUUCGUAAAGCACUCAUGGUGUUUUCUCACUUAUUGUGCAAAGUAAUAACUGUGGUGUUUGUAUCUGUGUGCUGGUUUCAUGCAAUCUAUCUGAGUUGGAGCUUGUCAUCACUCCACCAAUAUGCCACUCACAGCUGAUGUGGCUGCUCAACAAGUGCAGGAGCGUCUUCGGUCCUUGCACAGAUUAAUAUAUGAUAUUGAAGCGGAAAGAGCUCGUAAUGAACAAUGUAUUGAUUCAAUAUUGAGAGCUGAGAAAGCUGUGGAGUCCCCACCCUCCAAUGAAGAUUCUUCCAGUUCUUCUCAACAGCAAAUGCAGUUGAAGAGUUUAUACAAAGCAGGAUUGUCUGCAGCAGAGCAAGAAGAGAAUCUGCUUCGGAAGGCAUUAUCCCGUAUUUAUGAAAUACGUAGCAUCAAAAACGAGAGGAGAAUACAGGCUCGGUAUGCAGGCAACAAGGAAACAAUUGGUUGCGGAGCUCUCAUGAAAAUGUUGCUGAGUGCCGCACAGACAUUGCCUCUACACGUAGGACGCGUCGGCGAGCGAGCUCCACCGCUGUGCGGGGCCGUGCCGCCGGACCCUGGACAUGUUGCAAAACCAGGAGACGCUGUCGCCGCUCUUGUUAGGGUGUCAGAAAAGGAGGAAAAUUGGAUAUUGGCGGAGGUGGUGAGCUGGCUGCCAGCUCAAGGUAAGUAUGAGGUUGAUGAUAUUGACGAAGAGCAGAAGAACCGCCACAUUCUUAGCAAGCGCCGAGUUGUGCCUCUACCCUUGAUGCGCGCCGACCCCCGAGUCGACGAGCACGCUUUGUUUCCUAAGGGCGCUGUCGUGAUGGCGUUGUAUCCACAAACCACCUGCUUCUAUAGAGCCGUAGUCAACAGGCUACCUGCUAAUGCUGCAGAUCCUUAUGAAGUGCUGUUUGAGGAUUCAUCAUACGCCGAUGGCUACUCCCCGGCGGAGCGCGUUGCGCAGCGCUAUGUGAUUGCGAUCAAGGAAGGCAAAGGUCGCGCCACCUGACACGGCUCCAGCACUUGUUCGGAGCGACCUCCCUCCAGCCGCUCCGAAGCCACUUCUAGUGACUCGAUGCUGUAGACUUGUUACAGUUAUACACGCCGUCUAAUUUAUGGACUUAUGCUAGAAGCCGACUGAGGAAUUUUCAUUUAAUUUUAAUUGAAUAUAGCGCUAAUGUCGCGUUAAAGCUGUGUAAUAUUAAAUUGAUGAGUGAACAUGUGAAUGGACAAUGGACAUUAAAUUUCAGGAUGAGCCUGAUACAAUUUACUUUUGAAUCUUUUUGAUUGCAGUAGACAUAAGAUUAGUAUUUUGGUGUGUUUUUAAAAAUAUGCACAAUUUUAAUGAAGAAUUAAGAUUACUGAAUUGUAGCUAAGAAAUGUAUCUAACUUACUAAUAAUAGCUUUGCUGAUUUGUUUGCUAUUUGGGCAAAAUGUAAAUCUAUUUUUGAAUCGAUACUAUAAGCUACUAACUAGUGUAUAUUAUGUUCUAUGUAUACUUGUAUAGUGGGUAAAUAAAACAAUAUAUUGGAUACAAUCUUUU